This is a messenger RNA of Corticium candelabrum, 1807 nucleotides long. RefSeq lists its product as uncharacterized. The transcript has 2 exons. Bases 18 to 1595 code for a protein of 525 amino acids. The record is from RefSeq and is a predicted model, not a curated record. NCBI's taxonomy places the organism in Eukaryota, Metazoa, Porifera, Homoscleromorpha, Homosclerophorida, Plakinidae.
UUCAAAUUGUACAAAUUAUGUCGGAUGUCAAAAAAUCGACAAUCUGCAGUUGGAUUCUUGAAUAUGCAUGCCAUCGAGUGUGGCAAGAGAUGAAAGAUUUAUUGACGGUAUCGUCGUCAAAGGGUUGGCUCUACGUCAUCCAAACGAGUUUCGUCGACUUUAUUGACAUAAACGCGAAGGAGAGAUGGAAGUCGCUUAUAAUAAUCUGUAAACUCUGCGACUUGCUCAACCGAGGAAGGCUGGCGUUUGAAUCAAGUGGGACCCCCGACGAGGUUUAUGCAGCUGUGGAGGCGUUGACGUCAGCGACGAGUCACUUCACAAGUUUCUGUCAAGAUUUCUAUGAGAACGUACAGGAAAGAGUAACAUCGUUAAUGGAACAAGUAGAAAUUGGUAUUGUUCUUGGAGAAAUCAGAAGUGGAGAAACAAGCAAGGCACGAGACCACAUUAGUCAGUUGCUUAGAAAUGGUCAAGGAGAAGGCAUGUUGUCUACUGUACAUCAAGAGAUUUGUGAAGGUCAUGCUAUUUCUGCAUCUGACAUCAGCAAGCUAAUGGAAGAUUAUAACUACAAACGCGUUUUGUCAGAGUUUGUUGAAAUCAUGACACCAAUUGUUGAUUGUUUUCCUCAGCCAGUACUCUCUCGUUGGGUUGACAGCUAUGUUGCCAUUGCUCAUGAGGAACCUGACGUCGACUUUGUGCCACUGUCACGUCUUUUUACUGUCUUUACUGCUUCGCAGGAUAAGCACAGAAAUUGGGAUGUAUCUGCACGUGAUCAAUGGGAUAGGGAUGUGUUAAUUCUGCCAUGUAAGAAGCGGCUUGUCGAUGAAGAAGUGGUCAAGGAAAAGCGUUUGACAAGAAAGAAAAGGAAACAUGACAGAGAAACCAAUACUGACAUUUGUGACAGUGGUGAGGAUGUAGGCACUGCCGGCGUGUCAAUGCUUGCUUCGAACUCUCCAAAACAGAGAAAGAAAUCAAGAGAAAACAAGUCUCGAUUUCAUAAUGGCAUCAACGAGAGAGAAUCUCGUAUUCCUGGCAGAACAGAUGAGCACAAGCGCAUGAGAGAGUUAGUUGAGAUGGCAGAGAGACUUCAGGAACGAGUGGUUGACCCAUUAGACGAGAAUGUAGACAGCAACGAUGAUUCAAGCAAUGAGACGAGGAAUGAGGAACCAGAGAAAACAAGGAACGAGGAACCAGAGAAAACAAGGAACUUGGAACUGAAGACAACUGUAGUUCAAGUUGCUGAUAGUCAAGGUUUGGAAUUGACAUGCAGUGGACAUAAGACGAAGGAUGGAAGUGAGUCUGGUCACAUUUCCAAACCCUUGAAGUUUCCUCGUUCAAAACGUAGGCGUAGAGAAUCUUUGGAACUACAACAGGCCAAUAGGUCAAGAAAUGCAGGAAAUGUAUCUAAAGUGAAAUGGUUGCAAUACGAGGAAGAAAAUCUGAAGAGGGGAGUUCGAGAUUGGGGAGUGGGAAACUGGGCAGCCAUUCUUGAUCAGUACGAGUUUCUCUCACAGCGUACGUCUGUGUCAUUGAAGGAUAAAUGGCGAAACUUAGUAAAAGCUGGAUACGUCAAUUUGGAUGACAGUAAUGAUGACUAGUACAGUAGCAAUAGCCUGUUUCAGUGUUGUCUGUUUUAAUCACAUAUUUGUGCACUGUAUAUUAUGUAUUAUGUAUACUAUACAAGGUGUGGCCUUUGUGCACAUGCAAUAUUUGGAGAAUUUGGUAGCUUACAACACAAGUACUGCCAGAGCUGUAUGUACAGUUAAUAGCUCAGCCUAGUAACUGACUCACAUGGCAAUAUAAUAACGUG